AUGAUGUCCGGCGAGGCAUGGUUAUAUCUGUUGGCGGUGUUAAUAAACGCCGUCAACCUGUUUCUGCAGGUCUUCUUCACCAUCAUGUAUAGUGAUCUGGAAUGGUACGUCUCCUUCAACUUCUACGGCCUCAAGAAGGAUCUUGAGAAUCCCACUUUUGUCCCUGUUCGACGGAGAUUCCUUGAUUACAUCAACCCUAUUGAUCUCUGUAACCGGCUCAACACGUAUAUCAUCCCCGAGGCGGCGGUACAUGGUGUCCUGACGUUUUUGUUCCUUAUCAAUGGGUAUUGGAUUGCGCUGUUGCUUAAUCUGCCGCUUCUCGCUUUCAAUGUUAAGAAAAUUGUCGAUAACGCGCAUUUACUUGAUGCUACUGAGAUCUUCAGAAAACUCAAUGUUCACAAGAAGGAGUCAUUCAUUAAGCUUGGGUUCCACCUUGUUAUGUUCUUCUUCUACCUCUACAGCAUGAUUGUCGCCCUUAUCCGUGACGAGUCUCAUUGA
This is a messenger RNA of Glarea lozoyensis ATCC 20868, 498 nucleotides long. RefSeq lists its product as uncharacterized. Lineage: Eukaryota; Fungi; Ascomycota; Leotiomycetes; Helotiales; Helotiaceae. The coding region runs from base 1 to 498 and encodes 165 amino acids. Gene Ontology annotation, biological process: endoplasmic reticulum to Golgi vesicle-mediated transport. The record is from RefSeq and is a predicted model, not a curated record. The transcript has 5 exons. Gene Ontology annotation, cellular component: COPII-coated ER to Golgi transport vesicle; endoplasmic reticulum membrane.